GUGAGCAAGCGUAAAUCAUCCCUAAGAACGAGGCCCGGACGUGCACUUAAAAUCGCGUGGUAGUUGUGAUUAUCGUGGCAGUUUUAUAAUUUGAGCUUUUAUCGAUACGUUACGCUAUAUUUUAUACGGAAAGUAUGUUUAUGUGAUAAGAUGUUUUAAAUUCUCGUACACCUACAUCGGAGUAACGGUACCUAGCGUUCGUCGAUCUUUAGCGUGUUCACAUUUACACGGGGCUAAUAGUACAGGACAUCGUUAUAUUCAAAUAUUUUAAGACAUAUCAUGGAAACAGGAUAUUUAAAUUUUCAUGAUGAAGAACACUUUACUGAUUUCUCAUUACCCAUGGAGCAGAAUUUAAUGGAGAAACCUCAAGAUUUGUUAAUGCACAUGGUUGAAAAUGAUUUUGAUUAUAUGGAAACACAUCUUGACAUUGUAAAUUCCGAUAGUUUAUGGAGCAAUGAACAUGAACGUACAGAGGACAUGGAUGAAAUAUCAAUUUCAGAAAUUCCUACAAUUUCUAAAAUUGAUAAUAUUAAAGAAGAUUUUGCAAAAGUUCUUACAGAUUGGCAAGAACACAUUGGCUAUUUACAGGCCACAGACAUGGACGAAUAUAUGGAUGUAAUAGGAUUAUGCAUGAAUACUACUGAUAAAAAAAGCUUUUGCAUUUCAGAAAGUGUAUUACAAGAUGAACAAUCAAUACUCACUUUAAAACCUAAUUAUUUAAAAACAAAUCAAAAGCAUUUAGAAAAGGAAUCUCUUCAAAGCAGUCAGAGUACACAAGAAUCAGAAAGCAGUACUAAAGAUAUAGAAGAGAUAAUAGAACAGAAUCCAUAUCAUAAAAUAAGUGAUUCCAUAGAAAGUGGGCAUAAAAAAAUAGAAGCAGAACCUAAAUCACUACCAAAAGAGCCCAAACAUACAAAAAAGGAAAAUAAACAGAAAAAGAACGUACAUAAAUGUGAUAGCAUAGGCAUUGAUGUCACUACAAAUGUAUUAGCAAAACAGAAGAAGAAUGAAAAUUCUAUACAGCAUAAUAACGAAUCUAUUCCAAAUCAUUUACCGGUUUUGGAAGCGGGAACCGUAGAAAGUUUACUAGAACAGUUUGAAGCUUCCGAAAAUACUGCAAUAUCAUAUACAUCUCCUAAAAUUAGUACAGGAUCUGAACAAGAUUCACAUAUUAAACCUACUAAGACUCAACAACGUGUAAAACAGUCCGGAAUCACCACAAAAAGAUCACAGAUUUCAAAUCUGCAUAAAAAUAUUAAAGAUGCUUUGCCUAAAGGAGUGAUUGAAAAGAUAAAGACGUCGGGGCGUAAAAAGCUGAUUUCAAUAAUACCUCCAAUGUCGAAUGCACAAAGCAGUGGUCGCAGCAAUGGAACGCGCAUGCAAGAUGCGGCUGCAACACUUUCUCGAAAUAAGCUUCUGAAAAUAGUGACAAAUAAUACUAAAAGUAGAGCGAUUGAUGGUGGACUAGUCCAUUUGGAUCAUGAUUAUUGUAGUAGUAGCAAUUCCUCCUCCAGUAGUUCAGAUAGUAAUUCUGAGUUUGAAAGACAAUUUAAUGGCAGUGAAAAAGCAACUGCAUUUAAGGAUGAUGGCUGGCAACCAUCUAAUUCCUAUACAAUAAACGAGAAACAAAUAACUUCGUCACAUUUGAACAAAACUGUAACAAAAAGGAGAGAAUAUUCGACUGAAAGCAGUGCAAGUAAAGAUAAUAGUAGUUUAGAAUCAAACAAAAUAAGUAAUAAUAACGAAGAGUCGGGAGUUACAGUAUUCAAUGAUAUUCAAGUCGAUGGAGAAUUGCAAAAUGAAACUAAGGAAGAAACGACAGCAGAACAAGAAAAUGAUCAAAAUAUUAAUAGCUCAAGUAACAUAUCAAACUGUACUGGCCAAGUUCACAGUGAGACUUUAAAUAAUUCAACGCAGCAAAUGAAGAUACGCUCGGCUUUAGCAACAAGCAUUUUGCAAUUACAACGGGGUGUUUUAAGUAAAACGAAAACUGUAAAAACCGGGAACCAGAAAGCAAAACAAAUGGUUUCCGUGUUAAAGAAACCACUUAAUAUACAAGUACCAGUUUUAAUGACUACCUCUAACGAAAGUAUAAUAACUAUUUCUAAUGGAUUAAUGGACAAAGUUCACAACAUCAUCGUUCAAGACACAGAGCAAAGAUUUCCAAAAGAAGAGGAGAAAAAGCUUCCUCGUAGAAAGCUGAAUUUAGCAGAAUACAGAAGUAGAAGAGAACAAAAUCGUAGUGAUAACAGUAGAACAAAUUCACCGAUACAACCUAUGGCAUUGAUAUAUGUUCAUCAUGCUUCUACUACAACUGAACCUGUCAAAGACGAUCUUGGAAAUCUGAAUUGGUUGGAAAGGGAAAUUGUGUCGGUUUUAAAACCAAAAGCAGACAUAGACGAAGAAAAGCUUCGUCCGAAACCAGCCACUUGUAAUGUAGAAAUACAAACUUAUGAAACUGUAUUCGAAUUUCCUCCAAAGUCUUCGAUUAAUGUUGACGAAAGGCACGAGGAACAAAGAGCUAAACAUAUUCCAAAUACAAGUCAACAGUCUUGUAGGAAACACAGAAUUAGUUCUAGUUCAAGCCGGUCUAGAUCAAGAAGUAAAAGUAAAAGUAGCAGUAGAAGCAGAAGUAGAAGCAGUAGUAGUCGAAGCAGAUCUCGCAAACGAAGCAAUACACGUCAUCGCAGAAUAAGCCAUCGUCGUAGCUCUGUCAGUUCAAGUAGUAGUUGGUCGUCUCGUUCACGUUCACGUUCAAAUACUAGAUCUACUUUCAGUUCAGGAUCGAGAUACUCACGAUCACGUUCUAGAUCAUCCAGAUCGAGGUCGCAGGGUUCCUCUGAAUAUUCUAGCUGUUCAAGAUCUUCGUCUCGUUCAAAUUUCGGAAGAAGUAAAUGGUCGAGUCGGCGGAAAAAAGAGAGACGCUAUCGUAGAAGUUAUGACAGACAGAGACGACAUUCCUCGAGUAGUUAUCGUAGUUACAGAGAUUGGAGAAGAUCACCGUCGAGUUCAUAUCGGAAAGCGUAUGAUACUUGGUACGAUAGAGAAAAACAAAGACAAGUGGAAGAACGAAGGGUGAUCUAUGUCGGUCGUUUAGACGAAGGAAUAACUAAAGCUGAUUUGCACCGAAGAUUUGAAAUCUUUGGCCCUGUUGUAGACAUUAGUAUACAUUUCCGCGAACAUGGCGACAAUUACGGUUUUGUAACAUUUGCUUAUAAAAAUGACGCGUACGAGGCAGUAGAACAUGGUAAUGAUGACCCAAGUUUACCCAGAUAUGAUUUAUGUUUCGGUGGACGCCGAGCUUUUUGUAAAGUGAAAUAUGCUGACCUUGAUGGCAUGGCAAGCAGCUCUCCUAGUAGUGCGCACAUACCACAGACUGGCGAAGAUAACACAUUCGAUCUUUUAUUGAAGGAAGCAAAAGCUAAGUUGCGUAAAAGAAAGGUUUGACAUAUGUACUAUUUAUUAGUCAUAAAUGUAAUAUAAAAACUAGUACAGAUGUCGUUAUCGAUAAUAUUCCAAACAAAAGCAGACGAAAUGGUGUAUACUAGUACUCUCCACCAGUUGAAAUGUAGUAAGAAUUACAACGUGAUUGUUACAGAGUGUACAUGACUGUUGCGAUAAUUUUCUGUCAUCUGUAAAAAAAAUGUACGACUUGACAGCUAUAUAUUUCGAAGUAAUCACAAAUCAAUAGUAUUGAAAUGUACAGAAUGUCCCACUUAAAUCUGAUAUUUUCAAUGAUAACGAAAGUAUUAAAUUUCGUUCAAUAUGAAAGUCUGGUUAGUUAACAAUGUAUAAUUAUAAUAGGAUUAUUUUAGAAUAUUCUCCUUAUUUUUAUUAAUAAUUUAUUGAAGUCAUUACAAUAUUAAUUACGAAUUUCGUAAAUGAUAAACACAUAAGUGCGUUAAAUAAAACAAAGUGACUGUAUUUCAAAAGUGUUUUAACUUGUAAGGUAUGAGUUAACAUAUACAAUGUUGCUCAAAACGCAAUUUUCACGUAGAGAAGUGAAUGUAUUUUCGUUACCUUUGGAGGUGCUGUAACUUGCUACAAUGACGUGUAUGUAGAACAUAUUAAAUUCACAAGAAGAAGGAAGGGGAAUCAUGAUUUUUCGAACGGGCGAAUUUUGUUAUGGGACCCAGAUUAUAUUAUAGGGGUCGAUGUCGAUCUAUUCACCUUUGUAAGAAACAUUGGGUAUACAUUAAUAAUUUUGUUAAAAAAUUGGAAAUUUUACAUUGUGCUAGUUUUGAAAAUAGAAAAAAAACUUCACUCCGUUCUCGAUAAUAUUCGCGGAUAUAGAGCCUGGUAUAAAUGGUUCAAGGUAUGAAAGUUUUAGUUUCGAAUCCGGUAUGGACCUUUUGCUUUUUUUUACUUUUAAUUUUUAUCAAAUUGCUCUUUGCUACUCGUCUUUUCAAUUUAAUAUAAAAUGUAAAGUGUGAAAUAAUACAACACUCUUAUUAACAUCAUGUACUUUUUGAUUAUUUAACAUAACUUUAUAGUAUUAGUUGGCAAACGUAAAAAUACACGUAUACGAUACACACGAAGUUAAUAGACGCGCGAAUAGUUGUGUAAAUACAAUAUAAUGCAAAUAUAUACACAUGUUAGUGUGGCCCGCAUUGUUAUCCCAUUUAAAUCCCUUUCAUUGUGUCACUGAAUCGAGAUCGUAUUGACACAAUAAAAGGGCAAAAUAUUCUAAUUUAAUAGUUCAUCUUAUUUCUUAUUUUAACAAAACUAAGAAUAGUAAGACACCAUUGAUUUUGGAGGUAACGUCGACUAGCGUGGAUAACUUAGUAACAAAAUGAAAGGAAGAAAUCGUGACACGAUGAAAGGAUUUAGUUACCAGCGAAUCUAUGUAGACUAUAUAUAAUAUAAUCGAAAUAAAGCUGUUAUAACAGCUGGAGAAUAGAACUUAAAUGACGUUUAAGAUUGUUUUGGCAUACGGUUUACGAAUAUGUAUAAAGAGAAAAGACAAAGUUCUGGGUGCACCAUAAUUUUAAUAACUUUUUUACAAGUGAACAGGGUGGUACUCCCUUAUGUUGUGUUGAAACAAAGAAUCGAGUUGCGUUAUACGGAAUCAAAACUUGUUUAAUUUAUCAUGGAGAGUUGAUACUCGAUCGAUACCGUAAAAUUAAAUAUUAAAAUGUUUUAAUACUAUGUAUAUGAAGCUGCCGAUACUUUUUAAAUUUAUUAUCAAGUUAACACACAACACA
Molecule: messenger RNA, 5204 nt
Organism: Colletes gigas
Lineage: Eukaryota; Metazoa; Arthropoda; Insecta; Hymenoptera; Colletidae
Product: NK-tumor recognition protein-like
Exons: 14
Coding region: 280-3447 (1055 amino acids)
Biological process (GO): positive regulation of transcription by RNA polymerase II
Cellular component (GO): nucleus
Molecular function (GO): RNA binding; transcription factor binding
Source: RefSeq, a predicted model, not a curated record